This is a messenger RNA of Myxocyprinus asiaticus (Chinese sucker), 1203 nucleotides long. RefSeq names its product Fc receptor-like protein 1. Lineage: Eukaryota; Metazoa; Chordata; Actinopteri; Cypriniformes; Catostomidae. The record is from RefSeq and is a predicted model, not a curated record. Gene Ontology annotation, molecular function: structural constituent of chromatin; DNA binding; protein heterodimerization activity. Bases 35 to 1075 code for a protein of 346 amino acids. The transcript has 5 exons. Gene Ontology annotation, cellular component: nucleosome.
GUUGCAGCUCAUUGUUUGUCCCUAGUGUGAAAAUAUGCCAAAAACAGUGAAGUCCGCACCGAAGAAAGGAUCCAAAAAGAUCGUCGCUAAAACUGCCGGUAAAGGAGGAAAGAAGCGUAAGAGGUCCAGGAAGGAGGGUUAUGCUAUCUACGUGUACAAAGUCCUGAAGCAGGUUCAUCCUGACACCGGUGUCUCCUCCAAGGCGAUGGGAAUCAUGAACUCUUUCGUCAACGACAUCUUCGAGCGCAUCGGCGGUGAAGCGUCUCGUCUCGCUCACUACAACAAGCGCUCCACCAUCACAUCGAGAGAGAUCCAGACCGCCGUGCGUCUGCUGCUGCCCGGUGAACUGGACAAACACACCGUGUCUGAGGCACAAAGACCGUCACCAAAUACACCAGCUCCAAAGAGACCAAAACCUGAAGUGACUGUAAAUCCAGAUCAUCAUGUGUUCAGAGGAGAGACAGUCACUCUCACAUGUGACAUACAGAGAGAAACACACACUGAGUGGAGAUACAGCUGGUUUAAAGAUGGACACAUUUACUCCUCAUACACAUCAACUCCAGAUCUCAAGAUCAGUUCUGUUUAUGAGUCUGAUAGUGGUAAAUACAGCUGUAGAGGAGAGAAAAUCAGUGACUCACAGAGAUCAGACAUCAGUGAUGAUGUUACACUGACUGUAUCAGACUCAAAGCUCAAUCCUGAACUCACAUCAGAUACUGCAGGAGCUGCACUGACAGGAAACACAGUGACUCUGAUCUGUCACAUGACUCAGACCGCUGGAUGGGACUUUUACUGGUACAAACACACACAGAACUCUGAGAAAAAGAAGACAGAAACAAACUCCUACAGAGUCCAUAUUGAUUCAGUGUCUGAUGGAGGUCAGUACUGGUGUAGAGCUGGAAGAGGAGAACCAGUUUACUACACAAACUACAGUGAUGCACUGUGGGUCAAUGUCACAGAUCAGAUUUCUGUCUUACACACUCUCAGUUCUCUUCUGGCAGUUUGUCCAUAUCUGAUCGUGACAGUCGUGCUGGUUUUUAAAUGCUACAGAGCGAGAGUUUCAUCUGUUGAAGAUUAAAGUCAGUAUGCAGUAACAGAGGAAGAAACUUCAAUCUGAAUCUCUUUAAAAACGUUCAGAAGACUUUUCUUACAUUCCUGUUAAUUAUUUCACCACGUUUCAUUUGUUGUAUAAUUGAUUUAUCAUUC